AUGAGGACCACUCAAGCAUUCGUAGGCCUCUUCGCCGCCACGGCCUACGGGCGCGUGGCCAGGCGGGCCGCCUUCGCAGACGGUGACGCAUGCAUCGCCGCCGAGGCGCUGGCCGACGGCAUCCAGAGCAACAUCGACCUGCAGACGGGUGAGCAGGCCAGCGUGGAGAGGGUCAAGGCCGCCGUGAGCCAGAAUCCCGUCGACCAGGCCGCCUUCACCGCCGCCAAGACACAACUGCUCGACUUUGUCAACGCAGGCAUCGGGGCCCGCGAGAACAACCAGGCCAUUGCGCCCGAAGGCAAUGCCGCCAUCGCUGGUCUUGCAGUUGUACAAAAAGCCCAGGCUGAGGAGCUCCAGCUGGCUCAGUCUCUCAAGGGAGACGCCAGUGACCUCGACAUCGUCUCAAAGCUCGAGACGGACUUUGCUGGUGGCAUCAAGCAGAACCAGCAGAACGCCGCCGACGCCGUCGUCCCGCAGACGGGCUGGAUAUUCGGGGCCAUCAUGAUCUCCCAGGCGAUGGUGGUCGUCGGCAUCCUGUCCCUCCGGAAGAAGCGGCACGAAAACCUGGCCAAGGCUGAUGAGGGCUACGAGAUGAGAUCGUCACAUGAGGAUGCGCUGACCUGA
Messenger RNA from Diaporthe batatas, 624 nucleotides. RefSeq lists its product as uncharacterized. The transcript is spliced from 3 exons. Bases 1 to 624 code for a protein of 207 amino acids. The record is from RefSeq and is a predicted model, not a curated record. NCBI's taxonomy places the organism in Eukaryota, Fungi, Ascomycota, Sordariomycetes, Diaporthales, Diaporthaceae.